Lachancea mirantina is the source of this 510-nucleotide messenger RNA. Lineage: Eukaryota; Fungi; Ascomycota; Saccharomycetes; Saccharomycetales; Saccharomycetaceae. The record is from the annotation of a GenBank genome assembly.
AUGACGGAGGAUACUCAAGCUGAUGAGCAAUUAUUAAUUGCUCAACUAUUUCCCGGCCAAAUCACCGCUUCAAUGGAGCUUGUAGGAAGACGUCUUCAAGGUUGUUUCCCCUGGCCAGUUUGGAGAUUGAUUAUCUUAACGACUGCAACGUCCUUCACAAUUUGGGUGAUUCUUCAAGCAAUUCGCGAAUGUGGAACAGAAGAACCUUUUAUUAUGUGCCCAAAACUUGUAUCGUUGAGUAUUAUUUUUUUUGCAAUUACAGUUUUCUGUUUUUUUAACCUAGCUAAGCGGCUUUUCGAAAUGUUACCAUUUGGGAGAUUGUUCAAUCGUACUACUGCUGAACCAUCAAAUUCAGUCGAAAUGAUUGAAAUGGUUGACCAGAAUGCUUCGGCUUCCGAGCCCACUGCGGAACCAUCCAACUCAGACGGAAGGGUUGAAAUGGUUGACCAAAAUGCACCGGCUUCCCAGUCUACAGCGGAACUAUCUAACUCAGAAGAAAGGGUUGACUAA